Molecule: messenger RNA, 1482 nt
Organism: Exophiala spinifera
Lineage: Eukaryota; Fungi; Ascomycota; Eurotiomycetes; Chaetothyriales; Herpotrichiellaceae
Exons: 1
Coding region: 1-1482 (493 amino acids)
Source: RefSeq, a predicted model, not a curated record
AUGCUCACCCAAACCGCCAGAUCGACCCGGCAUGCUCUGACACGCACAUGUCCUCCUCGCCUCCUCCGCCUCCUCCGCCUCCCGGAAUGCUCAACAGCACCGAGAUCACGAUACCGUCUCCUCCUCGCCGAACAGCAUGCCCCGGAUCGGGCCUUUAGUACUUCGCGGAUUCAUCCUGGCCGGUUCCUGAUUUCUGAAGGCAGGACGACAUCCCCCCCAGACGAGCAUGCCCAGACGCAGCCCUCGACUUCCCCCUUCUACCUCGAAACGGGCUAUUCGAUAUUUGCCAAACGACCGUCUCGCCCGUUCCCACCCCCAUUCGUUUCGGCGCCGUCAGGCUCCUUCUCUGAUCCCCUGACCACGCACAACUCACCUCGCGGUCGUCGCCCCUACGUCAACGGCCAACUUGUCCGCGGCAUCACCAAUGGCGACGACGCCAUCAUCAUAGGCGACGCCAACUUCAUCGCCGUAGACGACGGCGUGGGCGCGUGGGCGGUGAAAGAUCGGGGUCAUGCCGCCUUGUGGUCUCGGCUGAUCGCACACUUCUGGGCCGUCGAGGUGGAAAAGUCGUUCGCUGCAAAGAACGGCCAAGUCACAUUGGACGAUUUGAAUCCGAUCCAGAAUCUGCAGGAUGCGUACGAACAGACCAAGGCAGCCACAAAGGGCACGUUGAAGGACGAAGAAGACGAUCCCUCAUCUUCAUCUUCCUCAUCCCCCGAGGCCAAACAGAAAGCCAUAAAAGCGAAAGACGGCGAUGCGGACAACGACAAGGACAAAGACAAAGGUAAAGACAAACCAGGCGAGAACGACAUCCUCGGCACGACCACGGCGUCCUCUGCCCUCUUACACCACACGUCGGCCACGCCUCCCGUGCCCGUGAUCCUCGCCACGACAUUGGGAGACUGUAAAGUUCUCAUCCUGCGUCCGCCGCCGCCACAAUCAUCAUCAUCUUCUUCUUCAACAGGUACUCCCGACUCUUCCUCUCCCGGUGGUGGCAACGGCACAACCGCCAAGUCCAAAUCUAGCUCUGGCGCCUCUGCUGCCGAAGAAGUCGACUUUUCCAAGACCAUCGUCUACCGCUCCACCGAGCAAUGGCACUGGUUCGACUGCCCCCGCCAACUGGGCACAAACUCGCCCGACACCCCGCUGGCCAACGGCGUAUGUGACACGGUCGAGGUGUCACCCGGGGACGUCGUCGCCGUGCUCUCGGACGGUGUGACGGACAACCUGUGGGAACACGAGAUCGCCGAGACCAUCUGCACGUGCGUCCAAAAAUGGGAAUCCGGCGUCGACGAGGCCAAGGACGGCAUCGUCUAUGUGGCGCGGACGCUCAUGAACGCCGCGCUCGACGUCGCCCAGGACCCCAACGCAGAGUCGCCGUACAUGGAACGCGCCUUUGACGAAGGCAUCGCUGCCGAGGGAGGGAAACUAGACGACAUCAGCGUCGUGCUGGGCCUGUGUCGGAAACGAGAGAGCAAAUGA